Fusarium vanettenii 77-13-4 is the source of this 1813-nucleotide messenger RNA. RefSeq lists its product as uncharacterized. Bases 391 to 1641 code for a protein of 416 amino acids. NCBI's taxonomy places the organism in Eukaryota, Fungi, Ascomycota, Sordariomycetes, Hypocreales, Nectriaceae. Gene Ontology annotation, molecular function: NADPH dehydrogenase activity; NADP binding; FMN binding. The transcript is spliced from 6 exons. Gene Ontology annotation, cellular component: intracellular anatomical structure. The record is from RefSeq and is a predicted model, not a curated record.
GUGUUAUUUCGCGUCUCGGCCUCUAUUUUCGCUCUUCAGAUCUGGUUGUCGCUGCUACUUUGCUCUCUAAGCAUCAACGCCAAGAGCGGAAAACAUGUCACAGCCCCGGAAGCCGGAACAUUGAAAACGCCAAUUGUCGUGCCGUCUAACCCGCCAGGCUAAACGCUGCAUAUGACGGGAAUCGGAAUGACUUACACGGCUACAACAAGCAUAAUUCUCCCCAUGCCAUCAUGCCAUAAAUCACCAUGGAUCUGGGUAUAAGUAUAUCUGCCUCUUCGUCCACACUCCACAUUCCCAGACCAGUCUACAAUUCUACUCAGUACACAAGUCCCGAACAAAGACCUCGCAUCCUUUCUCACUCAGAACACACGUCCAACUCUCACUUUCACCAUGUCGACAACUGAAAUCCCCAACGGCCAUCGCAAGGUCAUUGUCAACACCGGAGCCAAGAAUGUCUCUUUCUAUACCCCCAUCCAGGAUCCUCCUGCGGGAACACCAUGGGAUCCCCAGCCAGAAGGCACCCUCUUCUCUCCUCUCAAACUUCGAAACCUCACCCUCCGCAACCGCAUCAUUGUGUCUCCUAUGUGCCAGUACUCUGCUAAGGAUGGCUAUAUGACGCCCUGGCACAAGCAGCACCUCGGCAGUUUUGCAGCCCGUGGUGCUUCACUCGUCAUUACUGAAGUCCACGCCGUCUCGCCCGAGGGCCGUAUUAGCCCUCAGGAUGCAGGCAUCUGGGAAGAUGGACAGAUGGUGCCCUUGAAAGAGGUUGUCGAGUUUGUGCACAGCCAGAACAGCAAGAUCGCUAUCCAGAUGGGACAUGCUGGAAGAAAGGCGAGCACAGUCGCGCCUUGGCUUGAUCGCAAGGCCGUGGCCGUCAAGGAGGCCGACGGCUGGCCAGACGAAGUUGUUGCAGCGAGUGCCAUUCCUUUCAGUCCAGAGACUUUGGUCCCCAAGGAGAUAACCGCAGAGGGCAUUGCCAAGUUCAAGCGGGACUGGGCUGCCGCCGUCAAGAGAGCACUCGUGGUUGGCUUUGACGCCAUCGAGAUUCACGCCGCUCAUGGCUACCUUCUCAACUCUUUCCUCUCGCCGGCCUCCAACCAGCGAACAGAUGAAUAUGGCGGCUCUUUUGAGAACCGAACCCGUCUUCUCAUCGAAAUCGUCCAACUCACUCGCACUAUCGUCCCUGCAGACUUCCCUCUGCUAGUCCGCAUGCCUGGUACGGACUACCUUGACUUUGAUCCCUCCUUGCCACAGUGGCAUAUCGAGGAAGCUGGCAAGCUGGGCAAAAUCUUGGCGGGCGAGGGUGUAGAUCUUCUCGACAUCUCGGGCGGCGGUCUGGACAGCCGACAGAAGAUCACCGCCGGCCCUGGAUAUCAAGUCCCCUGGGCUGCGGCCGUGAAGAAGGCUGUUGAGGGAACUGGGAUCCAGGUGACUGCCGUGGGCAGCAUCACUUCUGGGAAGCAGGCUCAGGGGUAUCUUAGCGAUGGCUCUGUCGACGCUGUGCUGGUUGGCCGUGGGUUCCUCAAGGACCCCAACCUUGUGUGGCACUGGGCUGACGAGCUGGAUAUCGACAUUCAUGUUGCGGCUCAAUAUGGAUGGGGUUUUGGUAUGACCCGUACACACCGACACAAGAGGCAUUGAACUUGGAACUAGAGUGCUUCGAGGAUCAUAAUUUUGUUGGCAAUGAUCUCGUUUCUCGAUAUAGGGGCGUUUGGCUUAGAAGAUGGCUAUUCUAGGUUAAUGGAAUCUCACAUGAUAGAAUGAUAGUAGACAAUUUGACCACAUUUUAAUUGACAGAUGGUGUUUGUUUGUC